Musca vetustissima is the source of this 2077-nucleotide messenger RNA. RefSeq lists its product as uncharacterized. The record is from RefSeq and is a predicted model, not a curated record. Bases 1 to 2073 code for a protein of 690 amino acids. The transcript is spliced from 3 exons. Lineage: Eukaryota; Metazoa; Arthropoda; Insecta; Diptera; Muscidae.
AUGUACAACAAAGGCAACAGCAAUUCUAGUUCUUCCGCAACAACAACGGCUACCUCGACCACAACGGCCACCAGCUCCUCCGCCGUCCCCGCAACAAUCAACAACAGUUCGUCGGUGACGGGACCUAAUGAUCGCAUUGAAUGGUCACGUGCCACUAUUUUGGGAUUUAUCGAAGACUAUCGUCGACAAAGAGUUCUCUGGGACCCCAACACCAAGGGCUACCACAUCAAACAGACCAAAUAUGAGGCUCUCAAAGCGUUGGGCCAGAAAUACGGUGCCGAGAUUCGUUCAAUUCGAUCCAAAAUCAAAAGCCUUCGUUCCUCCUUCCAUCGGGAGCAUGGCAAGGUUAUUAAUGGCCGCCGCAAGGGUCUGAACUAUCAGCCCAUGUGGUUUGCCUACGAUGCCAUACGUUUUAUUUUGGAUGGUGAAACGGGAGACUCGGACGAAGCCGAUGGAGUACCGAAAAACGACAAUCUGGAUAGCACAAGUGAAAGCAACCUGAACAACAACAACAGUCUCACGAAUAACAACAACAGCAGCAUUAACAGCCUAAUGGGCUGGAGUGGUCAUGCGACCGAUGAGGAACAACUAUUGGAGGAGCGUAAAAUUUCUAGUCGUGACAUUGAGCAUUUCAAUAAUCAUUUCUUGGCACUGGGCUUGCAAGCUCGUCAUCCCAUGGCAGUGUUGGCGGCAGUGGAAGCAGCAGCAGCGGCCUCUGCUCUCUCUGCGGCAGCUCAAGAGAAACGUCAAGAGCAAGAUUAUGCUCUACUCAAGCAACAACAACAGCUGCUACAGCAACAACAUAAACACAAGUCUGAUAACGACGAUGACAAUAGCGAAAAUGGCCAUAAACAUGACAGCUCUCCGUCUCCAUCGCCGCUAAAAAUUAUCGAAUUAUCCACCAUCAGCAAUAAUAAUAGCAACAACAACAACGGCAGUAGCAAUGUCAACAUUAUGUCGUCUUCUAGCAAUGCGAACACCUCCGCCGCCUCCUCCUCCAACACCGCUGCUGCAACGCUCAAUCCAAUUUCGAAACCCUUUGCAAGUCCAAAACCUUCGUCACCAUUAGCUGGAGCUCCAACAACAAUAGCAACAAAAACCACAAGUGCCACGGCCAUCACACCACCACCUCAAACCUUGCAGCCACCAGCGCAAUCUCAACAACAACAACAGCACCACCACCAGCUAUCCUCAACGACAUCGUCGUCGUCGGUGACGGUGACAGCGGCCACUACGUGCUCCCCAGAAAAUUAUAAUGUUUUACACGGAUCACGUAGCUUAGAUGAAAAUUCAGCCAUUGCUAUUGGCAACAAUGCUGCUGCCGCCGCGACUGCAAUUUCCAGUCUUCCGAUAACGGCUGUGACACGUACCUCCGAUUUCGAUGGCAGCGAAUACUGCAAUAUCAGCGCUGAGGAUGUUAAAACCGAAAUUUUUGAAAGUGAUUCCAACGACUUGGCUAUGCUUGAGAGCACACGCACUUCCACUCCGGUACCACUGAAUUAUCACAAAAAUGCCACUGACUUGACAAUGCAACGCAAUGUUAACGGCACCGGCUCCAGCAAUGACAAUCCUCUAGGUGGUGUUACUGGUGGCAUCAACUCGAGCACCACCACUAGCAGCAGUCGCAAACGUAAAGCUCAUAUCCAUUCGAAUGCAAAUCAUACCAUGGAUGGUGAUGCACCAUCCCCCUCUAAAUUAUUACAACAACAUUCCAAUGCUAUACACUCCAGACAAUGUGAUUAUUUGAACAGCAGCAUAAAUGGCGGAGCAGGAUUCUCGGCCAAUAAUAUCAGCAACAGCAAUAACAGUCAUCAUCAUCAUCAUAAUGCCUCCAACAACAGUGCCGGGGGCUCGAAUCCAUCGGCAAGCGGCUCCAAGUCAAGCAGCACCCCAAUUGACGAAUAUGGUGUAUUCGGUGAAUAUGUGGCCAUAACCAUACGCAAACUGAAAACGUCCAAAGCCAAAAUUGUUGUCAAACAUUUGAUUAAUAAUCUGCUGUAUGAGGCUGAAUUGGGCAAAUAUGAUCAGGGUAUACCGGCGUGUAAAGAACCACCAGAACUCUAUAAAAUGUGAUAUG